CCGCCUCUUAUUCACUCACUCUUCAAUUCGAUCAAUCCGUUUUUCGUUUUGUUUCAUAUUUUAAUAAAUAAAUUCAUAUUUAUUACAUUAUAUUUAUAAAAAAUAUAGUAGUAUAGGAUUCACUUUCAACGUAAGGAUAUUCAUCUUCAAUUGAAUUCAUAUAAAAAAAAGUACGAUGAGCUCGGGUGGAACACGUGUGUACGUUGGUGGACUUGUCGAGGGCAUAAAGAAAGAGGAUCUCGAAAGGGAGUUUGACAAAUAUGGCAAAUUGAACUCCGUUUGGGUAGCACUCAAUCCCCCCGGAUUUGCAUUCAUAGAAUUUGAAAACAUGCAGGAGGCAGAAGAUGCGUGUAGCGCGAUGAAUGGUUUUGAAAUGUUAGGCGCGACAUUGAAAGUAGAGUUAUCGAGGAAACGUGACGGACCGCGUCGCGGCGGUGGUAACUUCAGAGGAGGGCGAGGUGGCAACUUCCGGGGCCGGUCGUUCGGGGGCCCUCCUAGUGGCAACAGAUCUUUCAAUAACUUCGGAGGCAAUGGCGGUGGUGGUGGCGGCGGCAGGCCGUUCAACCGCAACGGAGGCCAGUCUUAUAACAAGUAUCCUUCUUCAGGAAGUAAUAUGAGGUCCAGGUCACCACUAGAGCGUCUUUAAUUUAAUCUUAGCUUUUAAUUAGGUUUAGUGUUAACAUUAUCUGAAGCCUUCCAAGUGUUAAAAUUCAAUGUCUGUUCUUACGGGAGGGUUUAAAUGCUGGGAAGAGUUCUAUCAACAACAACAAUGACCUGAGGAAUUAGAGUUCCUUGGAUUUUGGUCUCGAGUCAACCUGACAUGAGAAUAAUUAAGCAAGAACAAUCAUCAAUAAAUAAUAAAAUACAAUUUACCUAAGCACUUAUGCAUUAAGACUUUUACAUGUAAUAAAUGAAACAUAUGAUAUG
Messenger RNA from Papilio polytes (common Mormon), 927 nucleotides. It is a transcript of the gene Rsf1, whose product is annotated as RNA-binding protein Rsf1. Gene Ontology annotation, biological process: mRNA splicing, via spliceosome. Gene Ontology annotation, cellular component: nuclear speck. The transcript is spliced from 3 exons. NCBI's taxonomy places the organism in Eukaryota, Metazoa, Arthropoda, Insecta, Lepidoptera, Papilionidae. Gene Ontology annotation, molecular function: RNA binding. The coding region runs from base 176 to 646 and encodes 156 amino acids. The record is from RefSeq and is a predicted model, not a curated record.